CAUGGGCGGCGGGGGCGGCGAGGGCCCGGCCUGCGGGUAGCGCGAGCCGGCGAGCGAGCAGCGGGCGCGGCCGCCCGAUCCCGCCAUGAAGAAGAGCGGCUCCGGCAAGCGGGGGCCUCCGGAUGGAAACCAUCACUCUGCGGCGCCCGAGAAGGUCGGCUGGGUCCGGAAAUUCUGCGGGAAGGGGAUUUUCAGAGAGAUUUGGAAAAACCGCUAUGUGGUGCUGAAAGGCGACCAGCUCUACGUCUCCGAGAAGGAGGUAAAAGACGAGAAAAAUAUCCAAGAGGUGUUUGACCUGAGCGAUUAUGAGAGGUGUGAAGAACUCCGGAAAUCCAAGAGCAGAAGCAAGAAAAACCACAGCAAGUUCACGCUGGCCCGAUGCAAGCAGCCAGGCACCACGGCCCCCAACCUGAUCUUCCUGGCGGUGAGUCCUGAAGAAAAGGAGUCCUGGAUCAACGCCCUGAGCUCUGCCAUCACCAGGGCCAAGAACCGCAUCCUGGAUGAGGUCACCGUCGAGGAAGACAGCCUCCUUGCCCACCCUACUCGAGACAGAGCUAAAAUCCAGCACUCCCGCCGCCCUCCGACUCGGGGACACCUCAUGGCUGUGGCAUCGACCUCUACCUCAGAUGGGAUGCUGACGUUAGACCUGAUCCAAGAAGAAGACCCUUCCCCUGAGGAGCCAGCCUCUUGUGCUGAGAACUUUCGGGUGGAUCUGGACAAGUCUGUGGCCCAACUGACUGGCAGUCGACGGAGAGCAGACUCUGACAGGAUCCAGCCCUCUUCACACCGGGCAAGCAGCCUUUCUCGGCCUUGGGAAAAACCAGACAAGGGAGCCACCUACACCCCCCAAGCCCCGAAGAAGUUGACCUCUAAAGAGAAGGGCCGCUGCGCCUCCCUGGAGGAGAUCCUGUCUCAGAGGGAGACUGCCCCCGCCCGCCCCCUUCACCUUCCAGCUGAGGAAUCCACAGCCCCCCUUCCCUCCCAGCCCGGGCAGCUGUCCCGCAUCCAGGACCUGGUGGCAAGGAAACUGGAGAAGACUCAGGAGCUGCUGGCCGAGGUUCAGGGACUGGGGGACGGCAAGCUGAAGGCCAAGGAGCCCCCACGGUCUCCACCCGACUCUGAGUCGGAGCAGCUGCUGCUGGAGACAGAGAGGCUGCUGGGAGAAGCGUCGUCCAACUGGAGCCAGGCAAAGAGGGUGCUGCAGGAAGUCAGGGAGCUGAGAGACCUGUACAGACAGAUGGACCUGCAGACCCCCGACUCCCACCUCAGACCGAGCUCCCAGCACAGUCAAUACCGGAAGAGCCUAAUGUGAAGGAGGAGGGCCAGGUCUGGAAUUUAGGGGGCACAGACUACUAUCUCCAAAUGUUGCAGGAUAAAGCUUUUUUUAUUUACCUCAAUCAAAAAAAAAAAAAAAAACUCAUUGCUCUUGCUGA
Mesocricetus auratus (golden hamster) is the source of this 1433-nucleotide messenger RNA. RefSeq names its product pleckstrin homology domain containing O1 (gene Plekho1). The record is from RefSeq and is a predicted model, not a curated record. Gene Ontology annotation, biological process: regulation of myoblast fusion. NCBI's taxonomy places the organism in Eukaryota, Metazoa, Chordata, Mammalia, Rodentia, Cricetidae. The transcript has 6 exons. Gene Ontology annotation, cellular component: muscle cell projection membrane; ruffle membrane. The coding region runs from base 86 to 1312 and encodes 408 amino acids.